Molecule: messenger RNA, 375 nt
Organism: Gongylonema pulchrum
Lineage: Eukaryota; Metazoa; Nematoda; Chromadorea; Rhabditida; Gongylonematidae
Source: the annotation of a GenBank genome assembly
AUGUUUUGCUGCCCAAAAUCAGUGUUUGAGAGGCAAGACGAUCUCCGGCGAAUGCGCCAAAAUUCGGCGAGUAAUUUGGAUCCGUACAGGAGACCGCCACUGCCACCUAUCCGUUCCAAGAACGUUAAUGGAGACGGCUUUGUUGGUAGCUUUUUACCUCCACGACGUUUGGAACCCGUGAAAACAACGGAAUCUCAUUUAAGCGUGUUAGCCGAAAACACAUCAAUGCUGGCAGAUAACCGAGAUCGGGCAGAUGAUAGCGACUUGUACGGAAUUAACAUCACGGGUAUUCGGGGUGUGCCUACAGUACCAGUUGAGCACGAUCGAAGGCGUCCACUACCAGCACCACAUUCCGACUUCUUCAAUCAUUUGUGA